This is a messenger RNA of Atta colombica, 372 nucleotides long. RefSeq lists its product as uncharacterized. Lineage: Eukaryota; Metazoa; Arthropoda; Insecta; Hymenoptera; Formicidae. The transcript is spliced from 4 exons. The record is from RefSeq and is a predicted model, not a curated record. The coding region runs from base 1 to 372 and encodes 123 amino acids.
AUGCUUGAGUCUCGCCUCCUUAUGACGUCUGCAACGAGAAGCAUGGAGCGAAAUCUCGCAUGCGAAAAGUUGCCGAAGAAAAACAGUCGUAUGGAACAGAACGAACUGGUAAGGGCAACUCGCCAUCAGAUGAACGGACUGUCCCGAAAGCCCUACGCACGAACCAAGCAACGAUCACCGUCCACUUUGCGCGAAAGAACGACAAAUGGCAGCGAUGAUGGAGGUCUUUUUUUCCAAACCGGAGCUAUUACAGCGGCGGGGAUGAAUCACGGAAUCGAGUCCGAUUGGUACUCGUUCGCAAGCACGACCUGGCUUUUAUUAGACUGGCUGACAUCGAGGAUCACUGCCAAACUAGGAUCGCGCGAACAAUAG